CACAUGCAAAAUUUUCACAAGUCUUCUCUUUGGUUCAUUAUUGCUUUACAUAUUUUAUGUAGAAAUAUUUUUGGUCCCUCUCUCCACCACACAGAUUGCUUCUUCCUUUUUUAUCAUUUCCUUUACCCUUCUUCGUGUUUUCUAAAAAAGUUCAGAUUCCAUCAAGAAAACCAAGAUCUGACUUUCCUUUUUAUCAACUUCAGUAAAAAGAAAAAAAGAAAAAGCUUUUUGAAAAUGAGAUUUCAAUCGUUUUUGAAAGAAAUGAAGAAACAGAGAAGGAAGACAGAAAAGAGAAAGAAGAGGAAAGGAGAUGAGCUCUCGAAUCCAGCGAGAAAGAAGAUUCGACUGCCAUCAUCACCUCAAUCUUCGUUGUCUCCUUCAUCACCUCAAUCUUCGGUGUCUCCUUCAUCACUUCCAUCUUCGUUGUCUCCUUUAUCACAUCCGUCCUCUUUGUCUCUUCCAUCAGUUCCAUCUUCUUCGUCUCAUAACUGCGCACACGAUGUUUUUCCAAGCUUUCGCGGGGAAGAUGUCCGCGUAGGCUUUCUAAGUCAUAUUCAAAAAGAGUUCAAAAGAAAAGGAAUCAAACCAUUCAUCGACAAUAACAUCAACAGAGGAGAAUCUAUCGGUCCCGAACUCAAAAGGGCCAUUAGAGGAUCUAAGAUCGCCAUCAUCUUGCUCUCGAAGAACUACGCUUUUUCAAAGUGGUGCCUUGACGAGUUGGUGGAGAUUAUGAAGUGCAAAGAAGAGUUAGGCCAAACCGUGAUCCCUGUUUUCUAUAAAGUAGAUCCUUCUGAUGUAAAGAAGCUGAGGGGAUAUUUUGGCAAGGUUUUCGAAAAAACUUGCGAGGGUAAAAGUAAGCAGGAUACUGACAAAUGGAGACAUGCUUUGGUGAAGGUGGCCACAGUUGCUGGUUACGAUUCAAGCACCUGGAAUAAUGAAGCGGCCAUGAUUGAGGAAAUAGCCACUGAUGUUUCAAACAAGCUGAUUAGUUCUGUUCCAUCAAGUGAUUUCGACAGCUUAGUUGGGAUGCGAGCUCACAUGGAAAGUAUGGAACUGCUCUUACGCUUGGACUCCGAUGAAGUGAGGAUGAUAGGGAUUUGGGGUCCAUCUGGAAUUGGUAAGAGCACCAUCGCAAGAUUUCUAUUUAGCCAACACUCUGGUGACUUCCAACUUAGCGUCUAUAUGGAGAAUAUCAAAAGAGAGUAUCCAAGACCUUGUUUCGAUAGAUACAGCGCACAACUGCAAUUACAGAAUAAGUUCUUGUCUCUAAUACUCAAUCAGAAGGAUAUCACUAUCCAUCAUUUAGGAGUUGCACAAGACCGGCUAAAAGAUAAGAAAGUGUUAGUUGUUCUCGAUGACGUUGACCACUCUGCGCAACUAGAUGCCUUGGCGAAAGAACUUACGUGGUUUGGCAGUGGAAGUCGGAUUAUUGUUACAACGCAAGAUAAAAGAAUUCUGAAUGCACAUCGGAUCGACCACAUUUACGAGGUGGGUUUUCCACAUGAUGAUGAAGCUCUUGAAAUUUUCUGCCUAAAUGCUUUUGGUCAAAAAUCCCCAUAUGAUGGUUUUGAGGGCCUUGCUCGGGAAGUUACAUAUCUUGCUGGUAAACUCCCUUUGGGACUAAGUGUUAUGGGAUCUUAUUUCAAAGGAUUGUCCAAGGAGGAGUGGGAUAAUGAUUUACCAAGGUUAAGAACUAGACUUAAUGGAGACAUAGAAAAUACUUUAAAAUUCAGUUAUGAUGUCUUAUGCGAUGAAGAACAAGCUUUAUUUCUUCAUAUAGCCUGCUUUUUCAACGGUGAACUGAUGGAGAAAGUAGAAGAGCAUCUUGCAGAGAAGUUUUUUGCAGUUAAAAGUCAUCUUCGGGUUUUAGCUGAGAAAUCUCUCUUAUCUGUCAACUCAAAAGGAUAUAUAUGGAUGCAUAAUUUGCUAGCACGUUUGGGUAUGGAAAUUGUUCGUAAACAAUCCCCGAACGAACCUGGGCAGCGUCAAUUUUUGGUUGAUGAUGGAGAUGUACGCCAAGUACUACGUGAUGAUACACUAGGUAUUCGAAGUGUUAUAGGCAUAAAUUCUCUAAAUUAUAAGCCGGGGGACGAGUUGAAGAUAAAUGAAGGAGCCUUUGAAAGAAUGUCCAAUGUCCAGUUCUUAAGACUUCGUAGUUAUAUUCCCGACAGUCUAUACUUACGAGCAAGUAGUUCAUACAUACUAGAAAGUCUGAAUUGCCUACCUCGAGAAGUUAGAGUACUGCACUGGCAAUAUUUUCCGAUGACAUGUCUGCCUUCUAAUUUUAAUCCGGAGUUCCUGGUGGAAAUAAAAAUGAGUCAUAGCAACCUUCAGAAACUGUGGGAAGGAAAUAAAACGAUUAGAAAUCUCAAGUGGGUGGAUUUGUCUUAUUCCAAAAAUCUAGAAGAGCUUCCUAAUCUUUCAACUGCCACAAAUCUCCGAGAAUUAGAUCUUAGUUAUUGUUCAAGUCUUGUGGAGCUUCCUUUUUCUAUUGGGAAUUUGAGUAAUCUCAUGAAUCUGGACCUCAAUGGAUGCUUAAGCCUUGUGGAGCUCCCCUCUUCUAUUGGUAACAUGGCUAAUCUUAACAAAUUGUGUCUUGGAAGUUCAAGCCUUGUGGAACUCCCUUCUUCUAUUGGGAAAAUGACUAAUCUGGAGAAGUUGGAUCUCAAUGGAUGCUUAAGCCUUGUGGAGCUCCCCUCUUCUAUUGGGAAUCUUCAUAAUUUGCAAAAGUUGUCUUUGCUUUGUUGUUCAAAGCUAAAGGCCCUUCCGAUCAACAUUAACAUGAAAUCUCUUGAUGAGUUAGAUCUCACUUACUGCUCGUCGUUGAAAAGCUCUCCCGAAAUUUCCACAAAUAUUAGAGUUGUAAAGAUUAUCGGAACUGCUAUACAAGAACUUCCUCCAUCAAUCAAGUCAUGGUCUCGUCUUGAGAGAUUAUGUAUGCCAUACUGUGAAAACCUCGGGAGAUCCCGACAUGUUUUUGACCGCAUCAGGGAGCUUCACUUGACCGACACUGGAAAACAAGAAAUUGAUCAAUGUGUCAAGGAAAUGUCUUGUCUAGAGAAACUUGAAAUCAAGGGUUUCUCAAAUCUUGUAGAGCUUCCCUCUUAUAUUGGGAAUUUGACUAAUCUUAAGAUAUUGUUUCUCGUCGAAUGUUCAAGCCUCGUGGAGAUCCCCUCUUCUAUUGGGAAUAUGACUAAUCUUGGGUGGUUGUCUCUCAAUUGUUCAAGCCUCGUGGAGAUCCCCUCUUCUAUUGAGAAUAUGACUAAUCUUAAGAGGUUGUGUCUUAGUAAGUGCUCAAGCCUCGUGGAGAUCCCCUCUUCUAUUGGGAAUAUGACUAAUCUUGAGUGGUUGUUUCUCCUCAAUUGUUCAAGCCUCGUGGAGAUCCCCUCUUCUAUUGAGAAUAUGACUAAUCUUAAGUCCUUGUCUCUCGGUAAGUGCUCAAGCCUCGUGGAGAUCCCCUCUUCUAUUGGGAAUAUGACUAAUCUUAAGUCCUUGUCUCUCGUCGAAUGUUCAAGCCUCGUGGAGCUUCCCGCUUUUAUUGGGAAAAUGACUAAUCUGGACGAGUUGGAUCUCAGUGGAUGCUUAAGCCUUGUGGAGCUCCCCUCUUCUAUUUGGAAUUUGACAAAUCUGGAAAAUUUGUAUCUCAGAGGUUGCUCAAAGCUAACGACCCUUCUUCCAAUGAACAUCAACAUGAAAUCUCUUUAUAGUCUUAAUCUCACUGAUUGCUCGUGGUUGAAGAGAUUUCCUGAGAUUUCCACAAACAUUCGAGUUCUAGACCUCCAAGGAACUGCUGUUGAAGAAAUUCCUCCAUCAAUCAGGUCAUGGUCUCGUCUUAAUCGUUUAUCUAUGUUAUACAGUGAAAACCUUAGGAAAUCCCAGCAUGCUUUUGACCUCAUCACGGAGCUUCACUUGAGCAACACAGGAAUACAAGAAAUUGCGCCAUGGGUCAAGGAAAUGUCUCGUCUACGUACACUUGUAAUCAACGGAUGCACAAAGCUGGUUUCGCUCCCACAGCUUCCAGAUUCGUUAGCAUGCAUAGAUGCAAAAAACUGUGAGUCACUCGAGAGACUAGAUUGCUCUUUUUACAAGACAGAGUUUUCUGUGCUCAGCUUUGUUAACUGCUUCAAACUGAAUGAAGAAGCAAGAGACCUUAUCCUCAUGACAUCGACAGAACUUUGGGCAGUCUUUCCCGGAGAAAAAGUGCCUACAUAUUUCAGUUACAGAGCCACCGGGAGUUCAGUGUCGAUGAAAUUGAAUGAAUUGGAUACACGUUUUCCUACAUUUUUGAGAUUUAAAGCUUGCCUCUUGCUGGUUACUAGGCCAUCCGCCGUUGAGUCUGAUAUUUGGUGGAGCUCGGAGAUAUCUUAUUGCAUCAAUGACAAAGUGAGGCAUGUCAGUGAUUACUCUGAAUCUGAUUAUAGAUGGUACCCACUCUGUCCACCACGUUCAGAGCAUCUGGUCGUAAUCGAAUUUGAAGAAGCUGUGAGUUCCCCCGAAUUAUUCUUUGAGUUCAGAUUCAAAAAUAAAAACCGGGAAAUUAAAGAAUGCGGGCUACGUCCUUUGGAAACCUCAGCUCGCUGGUGCUAAUGGAAGUUGAAGAAACAUUUCGCAUUUUGCAGUCCACGUGUAAGAUAGAUUAUCAUUGUGUUAUGUUGGGUUCGAGUCCAAGUGUAUCGCAACUUUAUUUUUGGAAUACGCAUUUGCAUAACAUAUAGUAAUGCAUUCCAUUCUUUUCUCUUAAAAUAUCAAGGAAACAUUUUUUUUUUCUAA
Molecule: messenger RNA, 4770 nt
Organism: Raphanus sativus (radish)
Lineage: Eukaryota; Viridiplantae; Streptophyta; Magnoliopsida; Brassicales; Brassicaceae
Product: disease resistance protein TAO1
Exons: 4
Coding region: 4-4587 (1527 amino acids)
Biological process (GO): signal transduction; defense response
Molecular function (GO): ATP hydrolysis activity; ADP binding
Source: RefSeq, a predicted model, not a curated record